CUUCAAUGUUUAUAUACUUACCACCCUAUUCAUGUAUGAAAUUGGAAGAUUUUUUAUGUGAUAUGAAAUUGGGUGGUAUAAAUAUGAAGAAAAAAAGUUCAGGUGUUCCAUGUGUAAAUACAUAGGAAUCGGAUGGUAUAUAGGCAAAUGCCAUAAAAUAUAAUUUUAGGCCUUUGUGAUGUCCUCUAAUCACACACAACUACUAUUGUAAGCUUCAUUUGUAAUUUUUUCUUACAAUAUAUGAAUUUCAGACUGAAGGAGAGGUUGGGUUUUGAACCAUCUGAUAGACAACUCGCCUCUUCAUUAAAAAUCUCCUGUAAAAGCCUGCGUGCAAAGCUGUUGGAAUGUUCUUUAGCAACAGAGAAACUUGCUAUGAGUAAUGUUCGUCUUGUCAUGUCCAUUGCACAAAAAUAUGAUAACAUGGGCUCCGACAUGGCCGACCUCAUUCAGGGUGGUUUGAUUGGAUUACUUCGCGGCAUAGAGAAAUUUGAUUCCUCCAAAGGCUGCAAAAUUUCAACCUAUGUAUACUGGUGGAUCCGACAG
Messenger RNA from Phalaenopsis equestris, 543 nucleotides. RefSeq names its product RNA polymerase sigma factor sigA-like. The annotation marks the transcript as partial. NCBI's taxonomy places the organism in Eukaryota, Viridiplantae, Streptophyta, Magnoliopsida, Asparagales, Orchidaceae. The record is from RefSeq and is a predicted model, not a curated record. Gene Ontology annotation, biological process: DNA-templated transcription initiation; regulation of DNA-templated transcription. The transcript is spliced from 2 exons. Gene Ontology annotation, molecular function: DNA-binding transcription factor activity.